UACCUUUUCCUCCAGCAUCAUGGCCUCUGACUUGGAAAGCAGCCUCACGUCCAUCGACUGGCUCCCACAGCUCACCCUUCGAGCCACCAUUGAGAAGUUAGGGGGUGCUUCACAAGCGUGCCCACCUGGGGCUGCCCGGAAGUGCCCUCCUGGCUCACCCACUGACCCAAACGCCACUCUGAGCAAGGAUGACGCUGCGAUCCAUCAGGAUGGGAAGCCGCGCUACAGCUAUGCCACGCUGAUCACUUAUGCGAUCAAUUCAUCGCCUGCCAAGAAGAUGACCCUCAGUGAGAUCUAUCGCUGGAUCUGUGACAACUUUCCCAACUACUACAAGAAUGCGGGAAUUGGCUGGAAGAACUCGAUUCGUCACAAUCUGUCUCUGAAUAAAUGCUUUCGGAAAGUGCCUCGCCCGCGGGAUGACCCUGGAAAGGGUUCUUACUGGACAAUAGAUACCUGUCCCGACAUCUCCCGGAAGAGGCGGCACCCGCCAGAUGAUGACUUAUCACAGGACUCCCCAGAGCAAGAAGCGAGCAAGAGCCCACGGGGGGCUGUCCCCGUCAGCUCAGACACAUCACUGUCCCCUGAGUCCACGCCCCAGCUUUCGCUGCAAAGCACCUCGCCGAUUGGCAACUACAGUCAGGGCGCAGGGCCGGUCGACGUGGCAGCCACCGUGGCUGGAGGGCAGGGCCGCGAAGGAACGGAGGUGCCGCCGCCCCACUACAACGCCAGCCAUGACCUGAAGUUCUCCUACUCCGAGAUCAACUUCCAGGAUCUGAGCUGGUCAUUCCGGAACCUGUACAAAUCAAUGCUUGAGAAAUCCUCCUCCUCCUCCCAGCAUGAUUUCUCUUCCCUCCUGGGUGACAUGCAGCCCUCCAAUCACAACUACUACAUGUACCAGCAGCAGCAGCAGCAGAUGCCCUCUGCAGUGGGGGCUGCACCUUCCCUCCACACGCCAGCCCCAGAGGGCUGCCCAUCCCAGGGUGGCAAGCAGCAAGCGAGUGAGAACUAUGGCCCCCCGCCUGUGAUGUCCAUUCACCCCUCUCCCAUGCAGCAUGGAGGAUACCACCAGCACCCGCAGCACCACCCACACGCCCAUUCGCAGCAGCAGCAGCAACAGCAGCAAUCGCAGGCUUCCAUCAAUAGUGCUAGCUUUGCAUUUCCCCCUGACUGGUGCUCCAACAUUGAUUCCCUGAAGGAAAGCUUCAAGAUGGUGAACCGACUGAACUGGUCAAGCAUUGAGCACUCUCAGUUCUCAGAGUUGAUGGAGAGUCUGCGCCAAGCUGAGCGUAAGAACUGGACCCUCGAUCAGCAUCACAUUGCCAACCUCUGUGACUCCCUCAAUCACUUCCUUACCCAGACCGGCCAGCUCCCUCACCUGGGAGGCCCACAGCACCCUUCCCGGAUCUCCGAGUCCUGCGCCAUGAGCAGUGGCAAGCAGGAGCAGCCCAUGAACCAAGUGAGCUCCUAUGGUCAGCCACAGCCACCGCAUCUCUAUUCUGGACCAUCUCCAAUGUACCAGAUGCCCACCCAGGACUCUCCAGCAUAUAAUCGCCCAGGUCAUCAUCUGGUUCCGCGGCCACCUCCGGGCGCCAGUGAGGAAAUCCCUGAUGAUUUCAACUGGGAUUUGAUCACCUAGCAAGUUACAGACUUGACCGCAUGUCCCUUGCAUAGGGUGUGGGAAGGGGAGUCUGGAUGGGGGGGCACGCUCAGUCGCAGGGCCAACACCCUCAGCCUCUCUGCCUUGCCUGUAUAUAGGUAUAUAGUCUCUCCUUCCGCCAGAGAAGCUGCUGCAAGAUGCUGCCGAAGAUAAUCCUUCCUGAUGCCCUGUUUUGCCCUCCUUUUUUUCUUUAGUUUGUUCUUCUUAUUAUUAUUAUUAUCCAUAAUUGUGCACAGCCCCUCCACUCCAUCUCCUGGCCUCGAAUUUGACAGGCUGCCUGGCAGCUUCUGAGGGAGGGGGCUGGAAGACUGUUAUUGUGGUGCCGUGAGAGGAGUCCCGGAGGGCAGCUUGUGUUGAGCGAUCCCCCUGCCCCUUCCGGGUGGUCCGUGACUCUGUUGUAUUGGCUGCAAGACUGAGAGAGCCUUGUGGAUCUUGAAAGUCUGUAAUCAUUAUGUUCUUUCUUAAAUGUUGUAACGGUGCGAGGGGAGGGGGUGGGAGGGGUGCCGAAGGGAGAUCUCACGUCUCUGAGCUUUCUCACACCAGCUGGGGCAGGAAAGGGGGAGGCCUUGAGAGCAGGAAGUGGCUGGAAUGGAGGCUGGCCAGAGGAAGGGGUGACUGAGGACUUCUCUGGCUCUAGCGUUAUGGAGGGGGGCGCGUGUGGCCAAUGGGGGCUGAGUGUCGGGGGAAGAGGGGGGCGGGGGGGCUUGCCCUGUUUCGUACACUGCCCUUUCCCAAUCACUGCCCUGAGCAGACGAGGAAGGUGCUGUUCGUGUCGCUUGUGUCCAUGUCGUGCGGGUCGGACACCUUUAUGGAACCAGACUCCUCAGGGCUUGCCUGUUUUCUUUAUUGCCUUCUCUAAUAAUGCAGCAAGGCUUCUUAUUUGAAUAUGCAGAUAAGAAAUGCAAAUCAAGAAGUGCCCCUUUUACCUGCAAGCUUUUCUUUUUUAAAAAAAAUUAAAGUUCUAAAUUUUAUGUCCCCUCAAUUCUCUGGAAAGUGUUGUGGUUUGUGAUGGGAGGGUGGGAACCGAGGGCGUCUUCCCUGCCUUUGUGCAGGUGAACCAUUCACACUUCCUGCCUUGUGGCUCGAGAGGACUGUGACGCUGAGUGGCAUGUGGGGGGAGGCCUCGCUGGGGACAGUCUAGGGAGGAAAGAUGGGCAGCUGGGAGGGCCCCUUCCGGUGGGCGGCUGCGUGGCCGUCGUGUCAGAAGAGCCCUGGGUUUUGGAGCUGGUUCUGGCAGGGUGGCCCCUUCUCAGCACUUUGUGUUCCGCUUCUUGCAUGCCCCCCCUCCCCCCCGGACUUUCCCUCAUGUUCUUCAUAACCUUCCAGCAGCAAGCCUGUUUUGUGUGAGGGGGAAACCAAGCUGGAAACGAAAACAGUCGUCCGUCCGUCUGUCGUGGGAACAAUGCCGUGCCAGGGGUGGGAAGUUCUGUAGCAUUGCCUUUAACUGGCUGUCUCCUUGGAUUUUGAGGGGGGGAGGGGCUCUUUUGGUCUUGGGAGGGGAAGGGUCAUCGUUGUGUGCUCUGAGAGGAGAAUACCUGAGCCAGAUGUGUGGAGGAGUUUUCAUUGUAGAUUGCAACGCCCCGAGAAGUGACCAGGAGGUUCUUGUUGGUAAGGGCUGGCUGAACACAGUGGAGAGAGAUCGUCUCUCCUCUGGAUCCCAACUGGUGCUUUUCCCAGGCCCCUUGCGAGCAGGCCUCAGGGAAGAAGGGGGGCGUGCCUUCCAGAGGGUGCUGGGGGGGGAGGGGUUAAUAACAGGUCACUCCUUUAUGUAUUCAGAGGCUCCUCAUUUGCAUCGUCCGUUGCGCCUUGUUUGUAUAUGUAAAUAUAUGCAGGUCCGUGUGCAAAUUAGCCAGACCCUCUCUUUGCCUCUGAACACACUGCAUUGUUCCGAGUGGGUCCACAUUGGAUUACGUGCGCAGCCGUGGACUCAGCACUGUGAGCGGCCGGCACAGCCUGUCCAAGACCCCGAGUGAGGCCCGCCGUGCCCGCCUGCCUCCGGGAGAGGGACCCCUCACCUGCCCACCUCUCGCCGGGCCACCCACAGUGCUUUAUGUCAAGGAGAGAGACGAGCGAGAGAUGUGGUGGCCUCACAAAUUUAUUUUUGUGCAUGCUUUCUUAAUAAAAAAAGUGAAUGUUUAA
This is a messenger RNA of Gekko japonicus, 3796 nucleotides long. Its product is annotated as forkhead box protein J2-like. Gene Ontology annotation, biological process: regulation of transcription by RNA polymerase II. Gene Ontology annotation, molecular function: DNA-binding transcription factor activity, RNA polymerase II-specific; RNA polymerase II cis-regulatory region sequence-specific DNA binding. Gene Ontology annotation, cellular component: nucleus. NCBI's taxonomy places the organism in Eukaryota, Metazoa, Chordata, Lepidosauria, Squamata, Gekkonidae. The record is from RefSeq and is a predicted model, not a curated record.